Haliotis rubra (blacklip abalone) is the source of this 1985-nucleotide messenger RNA. Its product is annotated as potassium channel subfamily K member 16-like. Gene Ontology annotation, molecular function: potassium ion leak channel activity. Lineage: Eukaryota; Metazoa; Mollusca; Gastropoda; Lepetellida; Haliotidae. The record is from RefSeq and is a predicted model, not a curated record. Gene Ontology annotation, biological process: potassium ion transmembrane transport; stabilization of membrane potential. Gene Ontology annotation, cellular component: membrane. The coding region runs from base 540 to 1376 and encodes 278 amino acids. The transcript has 5 exons.
UACUAUUCCUCAGCUGCCUGCCAUUGGACCUAUAACGGGAUAUACAUAUCGUACAGUACACCGUCUUAAUUUCCUAUCAAGCUAUUGACAGUACGAGCAGUCUGGUGUCCUACUGGGAGAUAUGAAUAGUUCAAUAUAACGCUUCCCAACAAUCGAUCGAAGCACCCAGAUCCUAUAAUUGUGUAACUGUUCGUUCUGUAUCGCGUGGCGAGGAUCGACCCAGGCGUAUACUCCCUACCCCAAGGUCUGUACACGGUCAACGGCAUCUUCUGUCGUCCUGGUGAAACUUCAUCAACAAGGGCCAGUUCAAAGUCUAUAAACCGCGGAGCCGUAGCGUCAUAGCCGAACAAACCAUUCAUCAUACAUACCUCACUUAAUUCUAGUAUCUUGACAAGUUUCUUCAUUUUUUCCGAUGCUAGGAACGAAACGAGAGGAGCGGUCUGGAAUCGGCGCCUAUCGGAUUGGGUAACGUGCGUGGUGAACAGCUAGGCUUAGCAACAUUUAUUUCUCCCCGUCUGCUGCAGGCGUGACAACUCGCCAUGCUGUGGAAGAGUAUUGGCAUCCUCUUAGCUGUCCUGCUCGUUUACGUUCUCCUGUCAGCGACUGUGUUUCAUUUUCUGGAAGAGCCACAUGAAAUCCUUGUCAAGAAUCUCACACGGGAUUUUCACCUGGACUUCCUUCGUAAAUAUCCAUGUAUACUGCAAGACGACAUGGAGGUGUUUGUACAACGAGUGAUAGAAGCGUACGAUAUGGGCGUGGUGGCAACAGUGACGAAGACGUCGGCGAGUAACUGGGAUUUCGCAAGCUCUCUUUUCUUCACAACGACUGUUGUUACCACGAUUGGCUACGGGAACAUUGCCCCGAAUACAUUGGCUGGACAAAUAUUCUGCAUAUUCUGUGCCUUGUGUGGAAUACCAUUAUGUACUGUGUUGCUGGCGGCCAUUGGCCAGAAGUUGAGGUUCCCCAUCACUAAGCUCCAGGAGAAGAUGAUCACGGGCCGAUCUCACCGUGUCCUCCGAUGUGUCAAAGUCAGCCUGUGUGUGGCACUGGGCGCCAUCCUGCUCAUCUUCCUGCCUUCUGUCAUGUUCACCCUGGUCGAAGGGUGGCACUAUGGCGUGUCUGUGUACUAUAGUGUUGUAACCCUUACUACAAUAGGGUUCGGGGACUAUGUAGCAGGUCUGAAAGCAGUUCCUUACCGCGAUGUAUACCGCAUUGUCAAUGUCAUCUGGGUGGUUCUAGGACUUGCCUGGGUAGCGCUGAUCAUCAAUGAGAUGACUGGAGACAUCAACGACAAGAUCGUCAAGAACGAAAUGAGAUGCAGUACAAAGAAUGUCCGUAAACAGGGAGAACUAGAGAUGGCAAGUGACGUAAUUUGAGAUACCUGAGACCCUGUGUCCUGGUUCACGACAACGACUGUUGGACAUAGUUCAUGUGGAUUCAUGCUCUAUGACCUGAGCGUCAGCCUUCGCAAUCGCCUUGAUGAAAGAAACAUUCACGGCGUACCAGUGUGGAAAAAUAAGUGCAAUAGAGCCUGUAAGUCUCGCGAGGCGCUACUUCCGGUGCUAAGCUUGUUCCCGGCUCCUUUGCGCCAACUUGCGAUAUGCGAGACGGGGUCCAGCUUACUUCCGGUACCAGAUUUCUGAUGACGAACGUAUAUUCAAGAACCAGUUUUGGUUCCAAAUUGCGCGACCGCCAAAUGACUUUACUAGGCCGGACCCAGUCUACAAUCAUGCUUGGCUGUCACAGCUGUUGAGAGUCGUAAUAGUACCUAAUUUUAGAUAGUUAGAUCGGAAAUUUGUUAUUCCUGCAAGGAUUAUCGGUUCCUUACUGUCAACUGACAGAGCUAUCUUGAUACCAGUAUGCCACGGUGAGGACAGCUAUCUUUACACAGUAUACCACGGUGAAGACAGAGCUAUCUUGACACAGUAUACCACAGUGAAGACAGAGCUAUCUUGAUGUCAGUAUACCACGGUGAAGACAGAGCU